AUGACGCUCACCUCCCCGCACAGGUCGACCUCCCUUCCCUCCCUCUCGAAAUCGCGCCUCGAAGAGGUCGAGCAACUCCUUAGCCAGGAUGUAGUUCCCCUUGACGCACUCCCUCAUCUGGACGCUGAGCUCGAACUCAUCGAGGACUUUGCGCGUCGCAUCCGAGCCCGCAAGAACGACUGUCAACCUAUAUCUCGUCUUCCCCCCGAACUCAUCGGCGAGAUUAUUCAACUCGUCGCGGAGCAGGAGCCGCCACGCCGACCAUGCGUGCGAUAUCUCAACCUUCCCGCCCUCAGCAUAAACGUACACGUCGGCACGCUACCCACGCGUAGCGAGAUCGGAUGGGUCCGCCUCGCCGCCGUUUGCCACCGCUGGCGCCGCAUCGUGCUGAACAAGGCAUCUCUGUGGGCGGACUCCCUUUGUGCUCUAGCUGGCGCCGAGGAGACCAUGCUGGAUCGCGCACGGGACGCUCCCCUGACUCUUCGCGUGGAUACGCGCAGACACGCGUAUAGCGAAGAUACCGUUCGUUUCGCACAAGAGCAUCUUGCUCGGGCACGUGUCAUCGAUAUGCAUGAACGUCCUGGGCACGGCGCCGUCUCCGUAUGGCCUCAGGGUACUCGAGCCCUCUCAGGGAAUAGUUUUCCCCAUCUGGAGACGCUGAUCCUGGAUUUGAGGCUCACCGGCACAUUACCUGCGCAAAGCUCGCCCAUCCCCCCUUUACCGCUGUAUGCUCCGCGUCUGCAACAGUUGGAGUUUCGCGAUAUCUUCGUUCCUUGGACGCCUGCACCCAAGUUGACUUCUUUGUCGCUCAUCCGGAGCGACAACAGCGCAAUGGUCAUCCCACCUCUGGCGUCCUUACUAAGACUGCUACAAGCAUCACCGCAUCUGCGCUCUUUGCAUGUUCAUGGCUAUCUGCCCGAAGCCAAACCGCUCAUGUUGGACGAAUCCGGUAACGCCAUCCCGGACGAGACUGUUGUCAACUUACCAGCGCUGAAAGAGCUGUCCAUCACCUCGGAGACCCCUCGUGCCAUUGCAUUCUGGACCCACCUUGUUGUACCUCCGAGCGCGGACGUGCGCUUGCGCCUCGACCCCACGCACACAAUCCCAGUGCCCCCGCAGAUGGGUACACAGGUCCUUCUCCAGCCGAAGCGCUGCUCAAAGCGCCUCGAGCUCCUACGCGCUCUUGGUCGCCAAUUCGCACCUGCAUUAGCAGCAGGUGCCGAACGACGGGUCAGCGGCGUGUCCAUCUUUGACUUCCCCGACGAGGAGAGCCUGCGCUUCUGUCUAUUUACUCCGGACAAGGGUCAAGUCAAUGUCGGACAAGACGCAGUAUGGACUGGUCCUUUCGCGCGGGAUUACAGCUUCAGGUUGGACGUCCAGUUCUGCCGUUGGCCAACAAGCGCGACCCUGUUCGUUGAGACGCUCGAGUGCGUACUUGGCGCGUUCGAUCUCAAAUCCGUCGAGACGUUCGAGCUCAUGAGCACGAAACCGGGCUUGUCGACACGCUGGCAGAACGCCUUGGCGUCAGUGCAGACACCGUCUGUCAUCUCUCUUGACGGGAUGCCCAACUCGCAACUCCUCGAUGCGCUCAGCCCGCAGAUCGUGAAACCCACAGGAGGGGAGAACGGUAUGGCGUUUAGCAAGGUGCUCUUCCCGCAACUUCGCACGCUUUACCUCUCCGCGAGCGCACGCGUAGAUGGUUGGCUUGCGAACCUUUCCGCGCAAGGCGACGUGAUCGAUAUGCUACAGCAUCGUAAGUAUGCUGGAAACGCGCUGGAGACGCUGGUGCUCGACGAGUCGGCGUUGGCGACGCUACCGGAGCAGGCGAAGGACUUCGUGGAUUGCUUGAAGAAGCUGGUGCCCAACGUUGAAGUUCGGGACAAGGUAUUCUUCAGGCCGCCUACGCCUGAUGAUAUGCCGUGGGCCGAGACGGCGCUGUUACUCGAUAUACCGCCCAUUCCGUUAUGA
Peniophora sp. CBMAI 1063 is the source of this 1968-nucleotide messenger RNA. The record is from the annotation of a GenBank genome assembly. NCBI's taxonomy places the organism in Eukaryota, Fungi, Basidiomycota, Agaricomycetes, Russulales, Peniophoraceae.